AUGACUGAUGAUAGAACAACGACUGAUGAUAACAAUGAUGGUUCAAGCGACUUUAUGGGAAGAACCAAACUUUUAGGAACUUUUUCUGGUAUCGGGAAUAAUUGCAAUAACAUGAUUGGUGCGGGGAUAUUUUCAAGCCCCGGUCUGGUUCUAAGUGAAAUUCAGUCCCCCGGGAUCGCACUAAUCUUAUGGUUCGUGGGUGGAAUUGCCGCCUUGUUUGGAUCGCUUUCUUAUACCGAAUUGGGCAGUUCUAUAUUAGAGGGAGGCGGCGAAAUUGUGUAUUUGGAACGAGCAUACCCUCGUCCACAAGCACUAUUUAGUUAUAUGUUUAGUUUUGCCAUGAUUGUGGCAAUACGACCCGCUUCAAUGUGUGCUAUUGCGAAUGUCUUCGCGCAAUAUUUCCUGUAUCUAUUGAAGGCGGAGGAACGGUGUGACAUCGAUUAUCUGCAUCCAAAGGAAUACAUUGUUGAUUGGCAGUUUUGCCACGGUGGUUAUAAUAACAAUUUACCACAUUAUAUCCAACAAAUGGGCAAAUCGAAUAAAUCAAACUCUCACAAUAAUAAAGAUUUUGAUCCUGUUAGUGAUGAAAACACAAAUUGGAAACAUAUGUUUCCCAAUGAUAUGAAUAUUAGUGGCCGCUCUUUGACUGCUGCACUUAUUCCUAUUUUAUUUGCAUACAGCGGAUGGGGGAAUCUUAAUUAUACUUUAGAUGAAUUCGUCGACCCGAAGAAAAAAUUAUUUAUGUCAAAUAGUAUCAGUGUCGGUAUUGUUACUUUUUUGUACUUGUGUGCAAAUAUUGCAUACACGAACGUGCCAUUAUCAAAAAUAACUGGCAAUACUGAACCUUCAGAAAUCAUUGCUGGCCGUUUCGCUUUCCAAGUCGGUGGCUUUAAUUUAGCUCGUGCAUUAUCCUUUUUCAUCUGUCUAUCAGCUUUUGGAGCACUGGCCGCGAACGUAUGGGCCGGAUCGCGAGUAAUUGUAGCCGCUGCCAAAAGAAAUUAUAUUCCUUUCUCGUCAUGGUUACAAAAAUGGAAUGGACAUACAGAUACUCCGAUUUUUGCGUUGCUAACGCAAGCAGUCUGGAGUUCAUUGAUUAUCAUCUUUUACCCACAUAAUGAUCCAUUUAAAUUUUUUAUUAACGUGGGUGGGCAUUGCAUGUGGAUAUUUCUAUUUCUGAGCGCUUCGGGAUUAUUGUUUCUGCGCUAUUCUGAACCCGAGCUAGCGCGUCCAUUCAAAGUGUUUAUCUUAAUACCAAUAAUAUUUAUUAUGUUUUCGCUAUUUAUUAUAAUUGGGUCUUUCGUAGACGAUUCAACACUAAAGAAACAACAAUUAGAACAACCCGAAACAAUCAACGACAGACCAUGUAAAAGUGCCAAAUAUGCAAAAUUUAACUACCACCUUCCUUACAUUGUCAGUUUGGCUGUAGUAGGGGUUAGUGCAAUUUGCUGGUACUUUUUAUACGAGUUAGAUUUGCGAGUUAACUUCGAAUUAAGAAGAACAUCACGUCCACAUGGUAAUGAUGAGAAAUGGUCAGUUGGGAAGGUUAUACCAAUGGAAGUCACUGGGACAAAUGACACUUUUGAGUCUGGUCAAUAG
This is a messenger RNA of Ambispora gerdemannii, 1596 nucleotides long. NCBI's taxonomy places the organism in Eukaryota, Fungi, Glomeromycota, Glomeromycetes, Archaeosporales, Ambisporaceae. The record is from the annotation of a GenBank genome assembly.